AUGACCUAUUCUCGCUUUGUGAAUUACAAGGGCAAUUUAUUUGGUAUCGACGAUUUCCACCUGAAUAAAUCGUUCAGGCUCGAAGUCGAUCUUGACUGGUCGAAGACAGUACUUCCUUAUCUCAACAUUAAGGAUCAAGAUACCAGAGGCAGGCAGAAAUAUGUGAUUUUGCGUGGCUCAAUUUUCAUCUCGUGCGCUUUGAUUUGCAUAGCAAGCCAGUUCUGUCUACGACAGAGAGACAUGGUAGAAGAUGUUCCGAAUCAAGACCACUGGGUCAUUCUGAUAUCACUCAUGUCGGUCACAUGCCAAGGAUGGCCUAUUUCCCUACGAAUCCAAAGGAAUAUCAUUAAGGACCAAUCACUCGCUGAUGUAUUACACACGAAACAUCCUACUCCAAAGACAUCCGAUAGAGGAAUUCGCUGCAUACCAGAACGAGCAACUAUUGAACCGGGAACCAAUCCCGAGUCAGAACCCAAACUUGGUAUAGACCACGUCACCAUAACACCGAAAGCAACUCAUUUACGUGCACAUGCGGUCGCCCGAGUGUACACUCGCCGCAAGGCACAGGAUGCUGCCAGGGAGAAGGAGAGGGAUAAUUUGGUGAAGGAUCUUACUAGCAUUGAUGUGCAUGGGCGUAAGGUGGCUAGCAGCUACUCAGAGUUUGUGGCUAUGCUUGAAAGCAAUGCUAAAAGCAAUGUGAUACCUAAGCAGAUAGCUCUUCAGAUGCUUACUACGCUGUCUGAUUCUAUUAUAUCUAUAUGCAAGGCUACACAUAAUGUGUCUACGUUUAUACACUUUGCAUCUGGUACUGUGGGUGGUGAUUCUGAUAGCUAUGCCUCAGAAACCAAGGACCCGGCUACAUACUCCCGCGUUACCCCUGGAGAGACGAAGAGCGUAUCCUCGCAGUCUAGAGCACCGUCUACUGUUACUGAUGCGUUUAAGGCUAUGAGCCCGGCAGAGAUACGGCGGACAAGGCAGAGGGCUAAGACACCGGCACCUCCAGAGACCCCUCCGCUUAAGCCUACGGGCGCAGCUGCUACAUCUGAGAUGCCUGCUCCGGCAACACCUACACCCGUGAAAGCCGGGUCUCUUCGGGCACAACGCCUGGCGUCGCAGUCUAAGACUCCAGCGGCUAGUAUAGCGGCUGCACUGGUUAGCACUUCUCUAAAGCUCUCCGAUGUCGAGGCUAGUGCCUUUACUAUAAUAGCUGAGUAUAUGUCUACGGAGAGAGAGGAUGCUGAGAGCUCAUCCUUCGCUGAGCAGCUGAUGGCUAGCAUUAAGUACAAGAAAGCCAAGGGCAGCGCUACCACCGAUGCUAUCAAGGCUGUGAGGAGCAAUAUGGGUAAGGAUAAAGCCCACAAUGCUGAAAGAGACACCGGUAACCCCUGCAAAAUAUCAUCUGAGGAGCCUGUUGUAGCUGUCCCUAACGAGAGGGUGGAGUGGGACACUGACACUGCCCAUAGCCUUCACGUGGCCUUCGCUCCGGUGUCGGACAAUACUAGCGACUUCACGCGCAAUAACCUCCGUAACAAGAUCCCCCGCCGGUACUUCGACGUGAAGAUGACAUUCGCCUGGCAGGGCGUAGAGUCCGUUUUCCUCAGGGCGGAUGACGGUAUCAUCCCAUACGUUUUCCCUCCUGCCAAGGCCAAGAAGACCGCGGGUCAGGCCACGUCCUACGGCAAGAGCUACGUCUAUGCUGCAGCAGUAAAAGUUUCCGGUCCAGUUCCAAGGCCCAAGCUGUCUGCAAUAGGGACAUAUCUUUCGGCGUUUGAGAAGGACGAAUCCGCAACCAACUCACAGCCAGGGACGUUUAUUGAACGCUAUAGAAUCUAGCACCAAAUCAAACACCGGCAAGAGUUUGCAAUGGGCUGCUACCAAGCUGGCUUUUGUCUCCUCGCCUAGUUAUACCGUCACGUUCGAGGCACGACAUACCUGUCUGAUUUGUCCGUCUGGGUCAACUUGACAUGUCAGUGCAGCGAACAUGCCUUAUGGGCGAUUGCGAUGCUUGGUGCUGCAGUACUUACUUAGGGCGAGGGUGCUAACUCUUACCUUAUCUUUGACUUUUGUAUGGUGUUGCGGUUGUUGGAUCCGUGGAAUUCUUUUGGGUAUAUCGUUAACAGCAUCGCAUUCAUCCAUGCGAUUUACUAGACGGUGGUUAGAACAUUACCCAGAAAAAAGGAUAUUUAGAGGUUCGAAAACACAUCGGAGAUGUGGAAAGACACACUGCAGUAGCUGUUUAUAAGUGUUAUUGAUACACUCGGGCCAU
This is a messenger RNA of Aspergillus sclerotioniger CBS 115572, 2266 nucleotides long. RefSeq lists its product as uncharacterized. The transcript has 4 exons. NCBI's taxonomy places the organism in Eukaryota, Fungi, Ascomycota, Eurotiomycetes, Eurotiales, Aspergillaceae. Bases 1 to 1833 code for a protein of 610 amino acids. The record is from RefSeq and is a predicted model, not a curated record.